UUCUCACCUACUUUCCAUAAACAUGAAAAAAAUGCAGAAAUGUACAAAGGAAACAAGACAAUUGUUGCAUAUAUGAUAUACCCUGCUAUCAUUUUCGAUUUCUUUUUGGUCCAAUUGAUGAAUGACAGCUAUGGAAUUCUAUUUUACAUUGUGUUCAGCAAAGAAACAAGCCAGGCACUAGGUUUGAUCAAUUGGAGGAGCAGGGUUACUCUGAUGACUAGUUGCUUUCAUCUUUUCAGAAAGAAAGGAUCUUCCUCAGGCACACAGUUGACCGGAGUUGAUUUAGAUGUUUCAGAAAUUCAGAAUGUCAACAUCUACACUUACAGAGAAUUGCGAAUUGCCACUGAAGGUUUUAGCAAUGCAAACAAGAUAGGGCAGGGAGGUUUUGGAGUAGUCUAUAAGGGAAAGCUGAGAAACGGUUCUUUGGCAGCUAUAAAGGUUUUAUCGGCUGAAUCAAGACAAGGGGUCCGGGAGUUCUUGACAGAAAUCAAGGUGAUCUCUAGUAUAGAGCAUGAGAAUCUAGUCAAGUUACAUGGAUGUUGUGUGGAAGACAACCACAGAAUUUUGGUAUAUGGCUAUCUUGAGAAUAACAGCCUAGCACAAACACUUAUUGGUUCAGGCCAUAGCAGCAUCCAAUUAAGUUGGCCUGUAAGGAGGAACAUUUGCAUAGGUGUUGCUCGGGGCCUUGCAUUCCUUCAUGAGGAGGUUCGGCCACACAUUAUCCAUAGAGACAUAAAAGCAAGCAAUGUACUACUUGAUAAAGACCUCCAGCCCAAAAUUUCAGAUUUUGGCCUUGCAAAGCUUAUUCCACCAAACCUGACCCAUAUUAGUACUCGUGUUGCUGGAACAGUUGGGUAUCUAGCACCUGAAUAUGCAAUCCGAAAUCAAGUGACUAGAAAAUCAGAUGUCUAUAGUUUUGGAGUUCUACUAUUAGAGAUUGUUAGUAGGAGGCCUAACACAAACAGACGUUUGCCUGUUGAAGAACAGUAUCUUCUCACAAGGGCUUGGGAUUUGUAUGAGAGUGGGGAGGCAGAAAAAUUGGUGGAUGCUUUUCUAGAAGGAGACUUCAAUAUUGAGGAGGCAGUCAGAUUUUGUAAGAUUGGUCUCCUUUGCACGCAGGAUUCUCCGCAGCUCCGGCCCUCUAUGUCCAGUGUGCUUGAGAUGCUUUUAGGUGAAAAAGACGUGAAUGAGGAGAAUGUGACAAAACCGGGCAUGAUAUUUGAAUUUGUGGAAGCCAAAAGUGCAGGUAAACAAAAAUGCAAAGCUGAAGUGGAUAGUAAAUCUUUGUUGGCUGAAGGGAAGCAAGAUGAUUCAUCUUCAUCAGGAACCAUGAGCUCUUUUGCUACCAUGACCUUCACAGCAAUUUAUGAUAGAAGCGAUUAGUUUGACUGUGACUAGGUAGCCUUGUAUUCGGCCCUCAAUGAUUUUUUCUCCCUCUCCUCCCCUCUAUCAAAGUUGCCAAUCUUUGCUGCAUUUCUUGGUUACAUACAAGAGUGUAAAUUUGUUUUAUAUCUUCUUCUCAUACUAUAUUAAUCAAUGGUGAUGAGUUCAAUUUUGGAAUCCUUCAGUCGUACAGAUACGAGCAAACUUUUUUUAAGAAAGGAGUGUCGUUGGUCUGUCUAGGCCAUAUAUCACAGUAUUUUGAGUCAGGGGAUUGUUGAGUUUUGGCUUGUCUUUUUGUGGAUCUUUUGCUGGUCUUUGCUUAAGAAUAAUGCCAGCUCAUACAACAUGCAUGCCUACAGUAUGCAAAUUGUAAUCCUCUCAAUAAUCUUUUCAAAUGUAGAGUUGCAUUAUUUUUCUUUUUGUGGCUUUCUUUGUUGCUAAACUUUCUCCCACCAUUGUAUUAUAAUGCUCAGAGUUUUUAGUUUAAUAUUUGAUUAUGACA
Messenger RNA from Glycine soja, 1885 nucleotides. RefSeq names its product cold-responsive protein kinase 1-like. The record is from RefSeq and is a predicted model, not a curated record. Bases 40 to 1383 code for a protein of 447 amino acids. Lineage: Eukaryota; Viridiplantae; Streptophyta; Magnoliopsida; Fabales; Fabaceae. The transcript is spliced from 7 exons. Gene Ontology annotation, molecular function: protein kinase activity; ATP binding. Gene Ontology annotation, biological process: protein phosphorylation.